AUGAAUUGGUUAAAAAUUUUUAAAGAUUUUGAAAUUGUAACAGAAUGGGAACGUUAUAAGAAUCCUGAUAAACCAAGACUUAAACUAAAUAAAUAUCGUCUUAUCAAAAUCAAUUUUACACUUUAUUUAGAA
This is a messenger RNA of Racocetra fulgida, 132 nucleotides long. NCBI's taxonomy places the organism in Eukaryota, Fungi, Glomeromycota, Glomeromycetes, Diversisporales, Gigasporaceae. The record is from the annotation of a GenBank genome assembly.